Aethina tumida (small hive beetle) is the source of this 1577-nucleotide messenger RNA. It is a transcript of the gene fsd, whose product is annotated as transmembrane protein 183. Lineage: Eukaryota; Metazoa; Arthropoda; Insecta; Coleoptera; Nitidulidae. The transcript has 2 exons. The coding region runs from base 123 to 1178 and encodes 351 amino acids. Gene Ontology annotation, biological process: regulation of protein stability. The record is from RefSeq and is a predicted model, not a curated record. Gene Ontology annotation, cellular component: SCF ubiquitin ligase complex.
GUCCAUCAUGGCGGUUGAUAGCGGUGGUCUCAAUUUUAAACAUUGCUUCAAUUAUUUUUAUUUUUUAUCAUUACUAUGGUCAAAUUUUAUGAUUUAACGUUUCCUGUUGGGUCAACCUUAAAAUGCCGAACAAGAAAUCAGGGAAAAAAAACAAAACUAAAAAUCUCGGAGACGUAACCCUAAAUGAUUUCGCUAAUUCCACUGUAUGCAAAAACAGAACCAAAAAAACCAACUCAACGACAGUUUUAAAGCAAUUUGAAGUGGAGAAGAGUUGGGAUGAAAAAGAAGAUGAUGAGUAUGAGGGUGAAUUUGUUGAACAGGAAAAUGAGGAUGGUACCAUAUCCUAUGUCAUAAGCAAGGAACUUCGAAAAAACAGGAAGGCAGUCUCACAAAGUGAGGACAUUCAAAGUGUCAAUGAAAAUGGAAACGAGUAUCCAUUAGAUGUGUGGUUUAUUUUAUCAAAGUAUAUUAGACCUGAAGAUGUGGGACGUUUCGCUGGAAUUUGUAAAAGUACAUACGAAGUAGUAUGUACAGCACAAUUUUGGUUUAACCUCUACAAGCGUUUUUAUGCAACAACACCCACCCUUCCAGAGCAGUUGCAGCCAGAAUGCUUGGUCAGAAAAUACAGUCUGAGAACCUCUGUUAUAAGGGCAUUGUAUUUUAUGUACACCCCCUUCAUAGAUAGAAUAAAAGCAAAACAGGAGCAACAUCCAGAUAAAGUCACAAAAAGGGAAUGCAUUUUAAUGUGGCACGAGAAAAAGAAAAGCCACUGGUUUUAUUACUUUAAAAUGAAAGAAAGAAACACCAAUGUGCUUCCCCACACAAGAAGAAAAGUUGAGAAACAUCGACCUGACCUGCUGGAAAUCCUAGAUGAUGUCUCAGCUAACCAGGAUGAAUAUUGUCAAGUUCUGCAGGUCACAUGCAAGGAUUUCAUUCCAGUGCCUCCAGUUUUGGGACUCACACUGACAUCUGUUAUGUUUACCCUAUCCAGCGGGUUCAUACAUCACAAGCUGCAGUUGGGAUUCAACACAGGGGUGCAGAGUUGCCUCCGCACGACAGAUGGCGGCACCGGUGUGUCCGUUAUCCUGGAUCCAGUGAUCAAUGUGAAGGUCCUUGAUUGGUGGCACCCUCUUUAUCCCCAUAGUCACAGCAUGGAACAUUUAUUGAACCAAGAAUAAUUUCGAAUUGUUCACUGAUGACUGAUCAAAGCUAUAAUAAUAUUAUACCCCACAAAUGUCUCAUAGAUUAUCCUGAGGGCGCCUAAUAUAUGCAUCUAUUUUGUAGAUUUUUUUUAGCAGGUGGUUUAAAUUUUUUAAACCGUUAAUUUUUCUUUUUGUAUAAAUUCCUUGACGCUGAAUGUCGAAACUUUUAAGUUGGUCAGUAAGCAGUUGUGAUGUGAUAGAAAUCGUACUUUGUUUAUAUUUAUUUGAAAAUUUAUUCUUUGUCACUGAUAUUUGGCGACAACUUUUAUGAUAAAAAUGCGUCGCCAAUAAAUAUUUUUUAUUUAAGUCAAUUCGGAUAUUAUUUAAAUAAAAGUACCGUUAAUGUAAAUAUUUUUCAAUAAAAAAUAUUGUAUA